ACAAUCACAUCCAAGAUGGAGACCGUAAAUGCUGGUCAAAUGAUGAGCUUAGCUGCUCUACAGCGACAAGACCCGUACAUAAACAAACUUCUCGAUGUUACCGGCCAAGUGGCUCUCUACAACUUCAACUCCAAAGCGAACGAAUGGGAGAAGACCGAAAUCGAGGGCACCCUGUUUGUUUAUGCAAGGUCUGCCUCGCCUCACCACGGCUUCACCAUCAUGAACCGACUGAGCACAGAGAACCUGGUGGAGCCGAUCAACAAAGACCUGGAGUUCCAGCUGCAAGAUCCCUUCCUGCUCUAUAGGAACGGCAACUUGGGUAUCUACAGUAUUUGGUUCUACGACAAGAGGGACUGUCAGCGAAUCGCUCAGCUAAUGGUCAAGAUUGUGAAGCAAGAAGCAGACCAUGCCCAGAGAGAGUCACCAGAGAAGGCAGAGCCGGGGAGGACCAAUGGUGUCGCAGAACCACGGUCCAUCGACAUCCUGGAACUGCUCAGCAAAGCCAAGGAGGAAUACCAGAGAGCACAGGCAGGUGAAACAGAUGUAUCUACAGAGCCUAAUGUGAAAGCAGCUGUCAACACCACAGAGCAUGUGCACAGCACACCUCUACCUGAAAAGAGCUCUCAUACAGUGGUGAAGCAGAUCACAGUUGAGGAGCUCUUUGGCUCAUCCCUCCCUAAGGACACCUCUCUACCCACAAUGCCCUCACAGAACACCACCACUGCCUCCAGUGAUCCCUCCACUGCUUACCUCCAGAACCAGUCUUAUCCCCCUCCAGCCCACCAGAACCCACUCUUUCCUCCCCCUCUCGCAGCCCAAGACACUGGGUCGGGUCAGCGCCACCAAGUCCCCGGCUUGCUCCCAGCUCCAUAUGUGCUACACCCCAGCCCCGUUUUCCAGUCAGUGGUCCCCAGGUCAGAUCCCCAACCUCGAUGCUCAGUCUCCCCGCUCAUGGUGCUUCCGCCUGGCUCAGAGCCUCGAGUUGCUCCCCCUGGUCCUGCAGCACCCCCAGCAGCUCCUACGACCUAUUUGGGACAGGAUAUGCUCAGCGCCCUCAAAGCGCCAGUGCCAUCUGUGAAUUCAGACAUCCACAAACCCAUCCUCGCACCCAACUUCCUACCAAGCGCGCUGUUCCCACCCCACAGCUUCCAAGAACCCAUGGGGAAACCCCUUCUCCAGCACAGCAAGGAGAUGGAUGUUUUCUCUCAGCCCCCAAACCUGAUCAAAUCCAUGUCUGCUGUUCCCAUGAGUCCAGGUCUUGCUGUUCCAGGGCAGUCGAUGUCUGUACUUCUCUCCCCCAGCGCCUUCCAGCAGUCCAUCAAUAAGACAACAGCUGCAGCAUUGGUGGUCCCUCCUGCCCCCUCUGAGCCCUCCUCCACCUCUGUAGGCACUUUAGAGCCUCCACAAGCAGCCUGCAGCAAAACACAGCUACAGGAUACUCUGAUACACCUCAUUAAGAACGAUCCAGACUUCCUCAGUGCCAUUCAUGAUGCUUACCUGCAGAGUCUCUCCAAGGACUUCAGCAACAUAAAGCUAUAGUCUGCUUCAACCAUCACUACUAUCACUCUCAGUGCUACGACCCCUUUGUGACUUUUGAAGAAUCCAGACAUUAAUGGGAGAUAGAAGAAGUGCAGGAUAACAGGUUUUUGACACACUGUACACCACAACUCUACAAACUACUCUGUUUUAUGGGGAAAAUAUAGCAUGCAGCGUGCCGUUCAACCCUCUGAUCUUCACUCCAAACUUGUUUUUUGAGUUCUCACCUGAACACUGACGCUGUCCUGGCUACUCACGUUAACUUGGAUCGACUUUUUUGUCUGCUUUAUUAAGCCAGAACUACUGUUGGGAGAGAAGCAAGGAGAUAAAACUUGCCAGUGUGGCCUUGAGUUUUCAUAUUCACUUUAUAAAUAUGAUAAAACAGUUUGCCACGCACUGGUAAAGUUAAGCUGUUGCUGGUUUAUUUCACUUGAGGACGGGACCAAAGCAGAGCUUCGGUGACCUCAGAUCAUUACACUCUUAACCUUUGGACAGAUGAUUGUGGAGCUUGAACAGUAUGAGAAUCACAGAUGCUGCCUCUCUUACUCAUAUGUCUUUGGACUUCUCGCAGUGCGGGAGUAUGGGAACAGAGAAAACAAGAGAAGAGAAAGACCUCUGUGCUGAGGACCUCAGAACUGUUUUGGGGGUCUUUGCAGACAGACUGUCUAACUGUGUGGCAUUAAAAGGACUGCUCAUUUUCGCUUUUUGACCUUCACCCUCAAAGCAUUGCUAAGGCCUGUAUUUUCCUGAUAACACUGCAGAGAUGGCGAACAAUUUUUGUGGCAUUUUGUUUUUGUCGGUGUCCUUUAUUGAGGAGAUUGUUGAGGUUUUUUUUUUUCCCCCCAACCCUUUUCCAAGGAAGAAAAAGAACUUCCGUUAUUGUUUGGAGAAGCACUUGCAGCUAAAUCUAAGAAUCAGUUCCUCUCAGCUGCUCUUUUAAUGUUACGUUACAGACUGCAAAGUGUUCAUAAACACUACCCAGCUUCUUGCUACCUUUCUCCACAUUUCUCUCUACCCUUGCUCUUUCUCUCUCUGUGUGUCUUUUUCCUCGUCUGUGUCGUUCAUCUUUCCUCCACCAGCUGAGCUCAGUACUUGAUGUUCUUGGAGAGGAACGUGCAAUAGACGACAGUCGCUAUGCCUUUAGAGAUACCAGCAUUUUGGGAUACUUUAAGAUGGUACAGUAGAACUAAAUUUAUUUGAACCACUGGGUUCUGGUUCUGCAACGAUGUUGAAUUUAAAUAUCACAAAAAACUAAACACAACUUGCUAUUGAUUUUUGGAUCAUGUUUACCUUCACACCUUAAAUAUAAAAUAGAGAGCUGAUAUGCUUUUGAUAGCUUCAGUAAGUUUCAAACCACUUGAGUUUCAACCUGUAAUCCAAAUUAAUGAUGAAAAAUAUAAACUACCUCUAUUCCUGUCACUAAAUUUAUUUUUUCUGGCCACAGCUACGUCUCAAGUCACAAGACUGUGAAGACAAAUUGAAUUGUGGUACCUUGUCAGGCUUUUUUGCAGUAAAAGGCUACUGCAGUACAGAACCAUUAACCCUGCAGAGCGCAGUAGGGAACAGGAAACAGCACAUCUGUCUAUUGAUGCAGUUUGAGAACAAAUAACUGAUCUAAUGUGCAUCAGAAAAUCAGUUUGAAAAUAGUACAAAAAAAUGCUUAUUAUGUGGCUUGGGUGUAUUUUCCACCACACAACAGGUUACUAAUAAGUUUCAAUUGCCCUGUUGUCACAGAAUGUUCAGCGCAUACAAGACCAUUAAAACUAAAAAGCAUAAAAAUUUAAGUUGUAGUUUUCUUGCAAAUGGUACAGUGAUGUUUGGCGUCAGUCAGCUCAUGGAUGAUCAGGCUGCUUCUACACACGCUACUGUUCAGAUGUCUGUAGUUCUCUAAGCAUUCAAUACGCAAAGUCAUAGGAGACUUUUUUUUCCAGGUUUUGCAAACAUGAAUUGCUGAAAAUUUGGAAAUGACUCACAGGAGUGAUAUGAAUUUCUGCAUAAACACCUGUCUUGAUUGUGAUAACACAGCUCUUCAUUUGAUCUUGCUAUUUGAAUGUAUUUGAUUCUUUGCAAUAUGUAUGUGCCAGUCUUGUUGUCUUCUGUGUCCUGCAUAUUUAAGUUGAACUCAGAUCCACAUGCUUUCAGUACCAACCAACAAUGUUUUUCUUUCUCUUUUUUUAAUUUGCAAAAUCAAGAUUCAUAAUGUGAAAAGAAAAUGUCCACAGCCAGGGAGCAAAUCAAAUAAUUUGUACCCUUCUUUGCCCUGUUGUUAUUAUUUUUUCAUUUCGGAGGUCAUGUUGCCAACACCACUGGCAUGUGUUGGUUAAAUAAACGCACACAGGAAAAAUGACUGAAACCAUAGACGUUUUUUAAUCCCGGUCACAUAUUUAAGGUUUUAUGAUUAUUUUAGGCGUUGGUAUAAUUUAUCGUAUCGGCCAGAGAUUUGAUUUUGGGAAAGUCUUUGCAGAAAUUAUAUUAAUUUUCCAAAAUUGUUGCCACUGUACAUAAUUUGGUUUAUUUUGACUAUUUUGUGAUAUUAAAGAAUUGAAAAUA
Molecule: messenger RNA, 4086 nt
Organism: Epinephelus lanceolatus (giant grouper)
Lineage: Eukaryota; Metazoa; Chordata; Actinopteri; Perciformes; Serranidae
Gene: dcp1a
Product: decapping mRNA 1A
Biological process (GO): deadenylation-dependent decapping of nuclear-transcribed mRNA; positive regulation of catalytic activity; deadenylation-independent decapping of nuclear-transcribed mRNA
Cellular component (GO): P-body
Molecular function (GO): enzyme activator activity; mRNA binding
Source: RefSeq, a predicted model, not a curated record